Molecule: messenger RNA, 1629 nt
Organism: Peromyscus eremicus (cactus mouse)
Lineage: Eukaryota; Metazoa; Chordata; Mammalia; Rodentia; Cricetidae
Product: phosphoglycerate kinase 2
Exons: 1
Coding region: 108-1361 (417 amino acids)
Biological process (GO): gluconeogenesis; glycolytic process
Cellular component (GO): extracellular exosome; cytosol; sperm fibrous sheath
Molecular function (GO): ATP binding; phosphoglycerate kinase activity; ADP binding
Source: RefSeq, a predicted model, not a curated record
GACUUAGAACUCAGAGAGACAGGGUGGGGCCAAGGCUCAAGCGUUAAAAAUCACCACCGAGCAAGCCUCCUCGCAGCAGUAAAGAGGUUGUUCAACAUACCAUCAAGAUGUCUCUUUCUAGUAAGUUGACUCUGGACAAAGUAGAUGUUAAGGGGAAAAGAGUCAUCAUGAGAGUAGACUUUAACGUUCCUAUGAAGAACAACCAAAUCACCAACAACCAGAGAAUCAAGGCCGCCAUCCCAAGCAUCAAGCACUGUCUGGAAAAGGGAGCCAAGUCCGUAGUUCUUAUGAGUCACCUUGGCCGGCCUGACGGUGUCCCUAUGCCAGACAAAUAUUCCUUAGAGCCUGUUGCUGCUGAGCUCAAAUCCAUGCUGGGCAAGGAUGUUUUGUUCCUGAAGGACUGUGUGGGUGCUGAAGUAGAGAAAGCUUGUGCCAAUCCAGAUAAUGGGUCUGUCAUCCUUUUGGAGAACCUGCGCUUUCACGUGGAGGAAGAAGGCAAGGGUCAGGAUUCUUCUGGAAAAAAGGUUGUCGCUGAGCCAGCUAAAGUAGAAGCCUUCAGAGCAUCACUGUCGAAACUUGGUGAUAUCUAUGUCAACGAUGCUUUUGGCACUGCACACCGGGCCCACAGUUCCAUGGUGGGAGUAAAUUUGCCCCAGAAGGCAUCUGGGUUCCUCAUGAAGAAGGAACUAGAUUACUUUGCCAAGGUCUUAGAAAACCCAGAGAAACCCUUCCUGGCUAUCCUUGGUGGAGCCAAAGUGACAGAUAAGAUUCAACUCAUCAAAAACAUGUUAGACAAAGUCAACUUCAUGAUUAUUGGAGGUGGGAUGGCUUACACCUUCCUGAAGGAACUCAAGAACAUGGAGAUUGGUGCUUCCUUAUAUGAUGAAGAGGGAGCCAAAAUUGUCAAAGAGAUCAUGGCCAAAGCAGAAAAGAACGGUGUAAAGAUAACCUUUCCUGUUGACUUUGUAACCGCUGACAAGUUUGAUGAGCAUGCAAAAGUUGGACAAGCCACUCUAGAAUCUGGCAUACCAUCUGGCUGGAUGGGUUUGGACUGUGGUCCUGAGAGCAUUAAAAACAAUGCUCAAAUUGUGGCCCAGGCAAAGCUUAUUAUUUGGAAUGGACCUAUGGGGGUAUUUGAAUGGGAUGCCUUUGCUAAGGGAACCAAAGCCCUCAUGGAUGAAGUUGUAAAGGCCACCUCCAAGGGCUGUGUCACCAUUAUAGGGGGUGGAGAUACUGCUACUUGCUGUGCCAAAUGGGACACUGAAAAUAAGGUCAGCCAUGUGAGCACUGGAGGUGGGGCUAGUCUCGAGCUGCUAGAAGGUAAAGUCCUUCCUGGGGUGGAGGCCCUGAGCAACAUGUAAUUGUCAAAGUGCUCUUGCUUCCUAUUUCCAGUAUGGAGUCCUGAAUCCAACUUAGUGACUUUACAUCUGAAGUUAACUUUGGUUAAUGUCUACUCUGUAUCAAGCCCCAGGUAAUGAGCAAGCAGUGUGCCAUCAGUACAACAUGAGCACAUCUUGCUAAUUCUGCCAUGCUUUUGUUACUCUCUUCAAGAUCUCAUCAGGACUUGCCAUUGUUCUUCAUAAGGAGGAAACAUUCUCAUGUCACCUAUUAAAGAAGUGAGGCGAAUCA